Clunio marinus is the source of this 3861-nucleotide messenger RNA. NCBI's taxonomy places the organism in Eukaryota, Metazoa, Arthropoda, Insecta, Diptera, Chironomidae. The record is from the annotation of a GenBank genome assembly.
UUAAGUUUUAAUUAGUAAUUUUACUUAGUUAAAUUGCAAUAGAAAGUUCAAGCUCAAGUGUUAAAAUGAGUAAUCCUUUCUUCUUUAAUAAUCGAUUGAGUCAAAGGCGUUUCAGCUACGCUCAACAAAAAUCACGAGGAUCAAAGUCAGCAAAUUCUAUGAACUUCACUGAUAACUUUGCCGAUAUCCCGUUACACAAUUCUACAAUGAAUAAAUCCCGAGGACAAUAUUUGGUUCGAAGCUUUAGCAACGCGUCAGUUGAUAUGAAUUCAAAUGCAUUUGAUGCACAAAGUCACUCAUCAAACAAUAGCACCAAUCAAGAAAGUAACAAGCCAUCUUUUUCGUCACUUUUCACAAGUGUCGCUAAUCAAUCAUCUGAUAAUAUCAAUCAUAAGUCAAACUCUGAUCAUUUAUCCUACGAUUCUUCAACUCAAGACGAUGAUGGAAUUUUUCUGCAAAUUUCAAAUCUUGAUCAAUGGUAUGACGAAACAAACUUGCGUAGCUACUUGAUAAGUCAACUUAAGCCAAUUACACCGAUUCUGUCUUUAAGCAUCGAAACGCCAUCAAUUGCUAAGGUCAAAGUACCUUCAAUGCAAUUCGCCAAACAAGUUGUGUCUCAUCUUCAUCGUAAGAAAAUGGGCCACAAACGUAUUUUCGUGUCCUUUAUGAAGGACAAAACUUCUGCAGAGUGUUCAGCUUUACGCAACAAAGUAGCAGGUCUGCUUAAAGAUGUUUCAUCACAUCAACUUCCAAUGUCAAAAUUCCGUGAACUUUUCCAAUUUCGAUUUAAAUCCUCCAUCAGCAUUUUGGAUCUUUACCGAAUGCCGGAAAUUUGCGCAAUCACUGUUAAUAACAAUGAUGAAAAGUUGAUAGCUUUACAACCAGAAAUCGUUAGUAAGUUGGAGAACGAGAUACUUGUUAAUUCCAAUCAACACAGUGCACCAUACUGCAUUUAUCAUUUCAAAGCUGACAAGAACAAAGGAUGGGCAGAAAUUGAGAUUGAUCCUUUACCUUACACAAUGAUGGGAAUUACACAAGUUCAAAGCAUGAUUCAUUCCUUAUUAAAAUCACAUCAAAGCGACAUUCCAAUUGCAAGUUUGUUGUUUUGUCUUCAAUCAGAACUCAAUGUAACCAUUCAGCCAAAUGAUCGUGGAGUUUCUUUAGAGCAUCUCGUCAGUUGUGUUCCAGGAGUGCAAAUUAAAAACAAUGAUUAUGGGAUUAAAGUUCUCGUUUGGAGUGACGAAUCAACAAGUGAGGACAUAAACUUGAAAGGUCUCAGUUUAACAUGCGGUGAUGCAGCCGAUAAUGUUUCAAGAGAAGUGAUUGAGCUCAUCAAAAUGUGCCCGAAGUCAACAAUGACUUUCUCCAAGUUUAUUCCAACAUAUCAUAAUCACUUUGGGAAACAAUGUCGUGUUGCUGAUUACGGGUGCACAAAAUUAAUUGAACUCUUUGAAGCAAUGUCUUCGAUUGUGCAGGUCCUUGGUGAUGGAGAAUCUCGUCAAAUAACUUUAACUCACCGCACACAAAUUCGUCGAUUCUCCAACGACUUGUUUAAGAUUCUUCGUGCUCAGCCGAAUAAAUCACUUCAUUUGUCAAUGUUAUCGCAAGCUUAUCUGGCAACACAUAAUCGAAUAUUUGAUGUUACUGAUUACGGAGUUUGUGAAAUCGAUGAUUUACUUGAUAGCUUGCGUAACAACAGUUUCAUUAUGGUAACAAGAAAGAGAACCGAAUCUGAUGACGUUUGCAUGUUCAUCCAAAAGAGACGCCAAACCAAUGUUGAGAUUGAAAAGACUUCGGUGUUCGCUGGUGAAGUGGUUGAGUUGUUGCGUAACGCUUCUCAGUAUUCGAUACCAUUCCGAAUGUUUGUCCGAUCAUAUCAUUAUUACUUCGGCUUUCAAUGUAAGCUUAGUGAUUAUGGAUUUUUACGUCUUGCUGAGUUGCUUGAGGCACUUUCGGGUACUGUAGAAAUGGAUCAAAGCAACGAAGAGAACCGAAAGAUUUUUUUAUCUCGUAAAAUGGCAUUGCGCGUCUUUUCUGAGCAGAUUCAAGACGUUAUCAAAGGAAUGACUGGACAUGCUAAUAUGAUGGUGAAGGUAGAUGAUGUUAUGGAUAUGCACAAGAACAAUUACGGAUAUCAGAUGCAAGGAUCAUCACUCGGUUAUGAAUCUGUGAUUGAUGCAUUGAAGUUUGUGCCGUUUGUUGAACUCAACAGCUUUGGAAAUGAACUUUGGAUAGUUUCUCAUUUAGAAAAUGAAAAGUUUCGCAAACGUGCAAUGUUAGCAUGCAUCGCAAUCAUUGAUAUCGGCAACAAAGUUCCAUUGUCAAGAUUUCAUUCCGUUUUCGGUGAUCGUUUCAAGUUCAACAUUUGCGAGAAAACUUUACACGCAAUGAAACAUGCAGUUGAGAUUGAGAUGGUUAAUGGCAUUAAAAUGAUUUCAAUUUCGAACAUGAUGAAGUUUAUGAUUCACGUCGCUAAUGUUCUUGAACAGAAGAAACGAAUAAACAUCAACGAAUUGAAAUCGAUAAUGAAACUCAAUUUAUCAACAACAUUCAACUUUGGUUAUCCAAACAUCUCAACUUUAUUUCAAGCUUUUCCUGAUACCUUCAAAGUCGUUGAUGAAAAGCCGCUUCACGAGCGAAGUGAAAUUGAAUUGCAUCCCGAUUGUCCAUUUUCGCCAUUGGGAUUGAAGAAAAUGUUGAAUAUGAAGCAAAUACAAAUGCCAGAUGAAAAGCCUGACAUGUUCAUGAAAACAAACACACAACCAGAUCAUCUUCCAGCUACAAUGCGAUGCAUUCAGAAGCCGAGUCAAUCGUCAUUAAUGCAAGAACAACAAACUUCAAAGUUUAAUCCACAACAAAACGAAGAAUUCUUCAAUCGAACAGCUUUAAAUAAUUCUAAUGUUGAACAAUUGAGUAAAAAUUUCAAUAGAAACAAUCCUUUCAUGAUGGGUGAUGUUACUUUGAGUACAACAAUGCCAACUGAUGUUAUGAGUCAAAUUCUAAACAAUUCUUACAAUCACAAUAAUCAAUAUCAACGUUUCAUGUCGUCGAAUCCAUUCGAAGAUUCAUUCUCAACCAGUCAAAGCUUCUAUGAACGUAAUUUAAAGUUUCAGCAGCAACAGCAGUUGCAAAUGAUGAAGCGAGAUCAUUUCAACAGCAGUGGAAUGUCUUCUGGAGCUUCGCAAUCAUCAUCUUUGGGAUCGUCAUCACUUUCUGCUUAUGAAACUAGCAUGCAACAACAGCAACAUUACUCGAUGAUGGCUCCGCCGUUUCAUAGUCGCUUCGAUCCACCAAAACCAGACACGCCACCUUCAAAACCCUUGUGGCUUGAUCCGGUAUGGAGUUGCGAUGUCAACAACAAUGUUAACAGUAAUAGUCAUAAUAAUAAUUCAGGAAAUUCCGAAGCGCUUAAAGCCUUCAAUUUUCACGUUGUUUCGCCGUUCAUGUCGUUUAAAACCAUGUUUACGUUCGACAAUCAGAAUCAGAAUGUCGGCAACAACAAAAAUAGCAGCAGCAGCAGCAACAACAACACAAACCAGAAGAAGUAAAGUUUGAUGAUUUGAUUCUUCAACAAUGCCACAAAAAUAAUUUCUUAUUACUCAUUUCACAUUUGUUCUUGUUUAUAUUAAUUAUACUUUUUUUAAUUUGAAUAUUUUUUGUAUUUCUUUUAUUUUUAUGUUAAUCGAUUUUGUUAACUAAUGCAAUGCAUUGCAAUCUUUAAGGUUGAUUGAAAAGAAAAUGAAGAAAAGAAAUUUUUAUUCAUGUUGAGAACUUUAUUUCUGUAUUGUUUUCUUAAUUCAUUGUUGAAUGAGUGGGAAUAUUUAUUAAAAAUAAGAUUUAAAUACGUAAUUUGAUUAUGAC